UGAUCAGACUCGGGUUGGCAAUUAGUCUGUGAAUAAUUCGUUCUUAUACAUAUUUACAUAAUUUCCCGAAAUUGUCAAAAAAGAAAAAAUGGCACCCAGUUCGAAGAAACCAGGAAAUAAUGGCAGAAUUGAUGCCAAUUCAAAUUUGGGCUACAUUAAAUCCUCAUACCCAGGUUUACAAUCUUCUGGACAAAGGGGGAAACCUUUCCCUAAUAUUUUCGACUGGCUGGAAGUCAAGAAACGCGACGACAAUGUCGGCCCUUACUGGCGAGUUCAUGACAAAUUGUACGACUUGGACGAAUUUAUCGCCAAACAUCCAGGUGGCCCUGAUUGGCUAAGAUACUCGAAGGGAAUGGAUAUCACGGAAGCGUUCGAAUCGGCGCAUGUUAUCGGAGGGGGAAAAGUCAACCAGAUUUUGGCCAAGUAUUACGUGAAAGACGUCAACUUUAAGAGAAAUAGUCCCUUCACUUUUAAGGAGGAUGGAUUUUACAAAACACUUAAACGAAGAGUGGAACCAGUCCUGAAGGAAAUUGGAACUGGUUUCUCCCCAGAAAUUUUACGUCUUCAAGACUCAUUAGCUCUCGGAUAUGUGACCUUCGCCCUACUCGGAGUUUGGAGUGGGUCGAAGUUGUUGCAAAUUUUAGCCGGAAUCCUGCUUGGAAUGUGUUCCAUCGGGGGACACAACUUCCUCCACAAGGCGGACAAUUGGCGUCAAUACUAUUUUGAUUUAAGCCCCUUGUCAUCCUUCGAGUUUCGCUUGACGCAUCACAUGUCCCAUCAUAUGUUUCCGAACACCAUUUUGGACUUUGAGGUUCAAACUGCCGAACCGCUGAUACAAUGGCUGCCUUCUCCGUCGAAAAACUUUGUGCAAAAAUAUUUAGCACCCAUCUAUUUCUACGGGUUGUACGCCAUCUUCACCCUGACGCAGCUGAUAGGUCGGAUUCGUUCUAUUGUCCUAGGAAAACAGGCUGUCAGACCAGAAAACUUCAUAAUCUUUGUUGAAUUUGGAAUCAUUUUCAUGUUGUCGGAAACAUAUUGGGCUGGACUCACUGCAUCCUUAACAAUUGUGAUGGUGGGUUCGUUCUGGUUCGUGUUUGUCGGAUUUGCUCACCACCAUCCAAAUUCUUUCCAUGACGGCGAUGAAGCCAGACCGGACCCUGAUUUUGGACUUUGUCAACUCGACGCUACUCAUGGAAAGUCUGACAACUUUCACAAACCAUUGCUCUCUAUUUUAACAACAUUUGGGCAACAUCCCAUGCAUCAUCUGUUUCCAACCGUUUGUCACUCUAAACUGGAAGCAUUGAAGCCGAUCGUGCACCAAGUUUUGGCAGAAUUUGAAGAGAAAUUACCACUCUUAUCACAAUUUGAGCUAUUCAUGGGAGCCCAAGUUCAAAUGGGGAGAAGCAAACCGAAUGCAUGGAGGAAAUGAUUACUACAAAAUUAGGGUUAUACCUAAGUACAGGGUGGUUAACCCGUUAGGGACCAACUACACAUAUUUGUGUAGUUUUUUGCUUUCCCUCGGGGACCAAGUACACAAAUAUGUGUACUUUUUUGCUUUCCGUUAAGGAUCAAGUACACACAUUUGUGUACUAUUUUGUAGUUACGUUGGGGACCAACUACACAUAUUUGUGUAGUUUUUUUCUUUCCGUAGAGGACCAAGUACACAUAUUUGUGUACUAUUUCCCCGUUACGUUGGGGACCAACUACACACAUUUGUGUACUGCGGAAAAAUUUUCAAGACCAAAUACACACAUGCAUACAAGUCAAAAUUUUAUUUUACAAAAUUUUAACACGAACCAUUUAUUUAUGCACAUUACCAAAAACUAUAUAUCUGCAAAAACUACAACUGUAGUUCGCUGCAAUGCAUUGUAAGACUAAUUUUAAAUUGUUCACGCUCAGAAAUAAGCGUAUUUUGGAGUUUUCCAGAAUAGACAUGUUUUCGCCCGUGGCGGAAUUUAAAAUAAACUUAAUUUUUAAAGAAGCAAAAAACGAUAAUUUUUUGAAAAUUAAAAGUUUUUUUUUAAUUGAUUUUUUAUCCCGAGUCAGGGCUUAUG
Molecule: messenger RNA, 2054 nt
Organism: Folsomia candida
Lineage: Eukaryota; Metazoa; Arthropoda; Collembola; Entomobryomorpha; Isotomidae
Product: cytochrome b5-related protein
Exons: 6
Coding region: 89-1429 (446 amino acids)
Biological process (GO): lipid metabolic process
Cellular component (GO): mitochondrion
Molecular function (GO): heme binding
Source: RefSeq, a predicted model, not a curated record